GGUCCCGUCUCCAAAGCUACCGAGCGCGGGAAGCAAAGAUGAUGCUGGGAGGGCCAAGUCGCCAAAGUGGGACUUCAAGAAGGGGGACGACCCCAGCAAGAAGACCUCGCAAGAGUCCGCGAGGAGCGCUUCGCCAAAGACAGAGAAGCCGCAAGCUACUGUGGAGUCCAGCUCCAAAGCAGCCAAGCCUCGAGCGGACGAAGCUUCCACGCCGCCGCAAAGCCCCAGGCCAAUCGCUUUGCGGCGGGAGGGGGCAGGUCGUGACGGAGCGAAUGUCGAGCAUGCGCUCAGGGACAAGUCUGCAAAGUGGAGCUUCAAGAAGGGAGACGAUCCGAGCAAGAUGGGCUCUGCAAAGGAGUCAACGAGGCAUCGGAUGCUGCAAUCUAGGGCCAAGUCGCCAAAGUUGGACUUCAAGAAGGGGGACGACCCCAGCAAGAAGACCUCGCAAGAGUUCGCGAGCGCUUCGCCAAAGGCAGAGCAGCCGCAAGCUACUGUGGAGUCCAGCUCCAAAGCAGACAAGCCUCGAGCGGACGAAGCUUCCACGCCGCCGCAAAGCCCCAGGCCAAUCGCUUUGCGGCGGGAGGGGGCAG
Symbiodinium sp. CCMP2456 is the source of this 590-nucleotide messenger RNA. Lineage: Eukaryota; Dinophyceae; Suessiales; Symbiodiniaceae. The record is from the annotation of a GenBank genome assembly.